ACGCGGAACAUGAUUCGCGGACUGUCAGGUGCAGUUUCCGCCGGAGUGAGUUUAUUGAUCAAGCUUUACAACCGGAGUCCCAUAGACCUACUAUGUACACGAUCUAGAGCUAUUUUAGGACUAUAUCGACGACACCCGGAUAUAAGAGUUCUCGCUGUUAAAUAUUGGACCACAGCGUCUUCAAACAUGGAAAUAAAAGGACGAGUGAUCGUGUAUUCGAUACUUGGAUGUCCCCACUGCAUGAGGGCUAAAGAUACAUUACAGAAUAAGGGGAUCCCGUACACGGACAUAAGUUUGGAUACCUACCCGCAAUGUCGGGAGGAAGUGAAAAGUCGUACCGGUAGACAAACCGUGCCACAGGUGUUCUUCAACGCGAGACAUAUCGGGGGGAAUGAUGAUCUGCAGAAACUGGUGACUGACAGGAGUGAAUGGGAUGCAAUCAUUAAUGAGUUGAAAGACACUCCUCCUGGGAGUGAUGCUCCUCAGAUACCAGACCCCAGUACCGCAGUCAAAGAUUCAGAUGCUGGUGACUUCACCUGUGAACCAGAUGAGUAUGCCAAGCUUGUGCAGGACUUGAAGGCCAGUGGCCUUAUCAAGGAUCACUCCAAGAUACUCACUACCUAUAAACGGUCCUUUGUGGGCCGUGAGUUUGUCGACUGGGUGGUCAAAACAAAGGGGCUUGACAGGAAUGUAGCUGUCGAUAUGGGUCAGGCUCUGAUCGACAAACACUUUGGCCACAAUGUGAAGAGUGAGGAAGUGUUUCAGGACUCUCCAGACAAAUACUACAGACUAUUGGAGGAUGACGAGUCCACGGCCUUGAAUGCUGGCGAAACAUCUCAGUGUGAACCAAAACCAGCUGAUGAACUUGGAGAGGAAAUUCGAAAGCUUAUCUUGAAGAUAUACAAUGCUUUUUUGUCAAAAGAUGGAAAGAAAGUGAAUUACCGAGGCAUAGCUGGAAGUUCAGAGUUUGAGCGGUAUAAAAAACUGACAAAGGAGCUUCAUCGUGUCAGAAUCUCGGAAUCCACUCGAGAGGAGAAGCUAUCAUUUUUCAUCAACAUAUACAAUGCCCUUGUCAUCCAUGCCAAUGUUACUACAGGCCCUGCAACCAACUUGUGGCAGAGGUACAAGUUUUUUAACACAAUACGGUACAUCAUUGGUGGAGAGUCCUACUCUCUCCAGGAUAUUGAGAAUGGUGUGCUUCGUGCCAACAGGAAGGGUGUUGGUAUGUUCACCCGACCCUUUUCUCACUCCGAUCCACGAUUUAAAGUAGCUUUGGAGAAACACGAGCCACUCAUACACUUUGCACUCGUAUGUGGAGCCAAGAGUUGUCCGCCCAUCAAAACCUACUCCACAGCGGGUAUAUAUGAGCAGCUCACAGUUGCCGCCGAGUCUUUCCUGGAUGGAGAUGACGGCUGUCAGAUUGACAUGCAGAAACGGCAGAUCAGACUUUCAAAAAUAUUAAAGUGGUACGAAGAAGAUUUUGGCAAGAACAAGGAAGAGGUGUUACAUUGGAUCCAGGCUCAUCUUCCUGAGGGCGACAGAAAAUCUCAACUUACAGAACUGUUAGACAGCAAGAAGUAUCGUGUCAACUACAUGGAGUAUGACUGGGGCGUCAACUCUUAAGAGUAAUACUCAUGUGAUCACCUUUAUGUCUGAACUACUCCACAAAGACAAAAACAAAAAGAACAGGAAAACAAUUUGAAUCUGGAAAAGUUUUGUAUAAAUCUUUUUCAAUUCAAAAUGCAAAAAAAAAAAGCUUGGUACAGAA
Molecule: messenger RNA, 1768 nt
Organism: Pecten maximus
Lineage: Eukaryota; Metazoa; Mollusca; Bivalvia; Pectinida; Pectinidae
Biological process (GO): intracellular signal transduction; cell redox homeostasis
Molecular function (GO): electron transfer activity
Source: RefSeq, a predicted model, not a curated record